Rhizophagus irregularis DAOM 181602=DAOM 197198 is the source of this 1498-nucleotide messenger RNA. Lineage: Eukaryota; Fungi; Glomeromycota; Glomeromycetes; Glomerales; Glomeraceae. The record is from RefSeq and is a predicted model, not a curated record.
CCGCUUGAAGACUAUUUUAAGGCUAAGGAAACUAAUACACGGGACAUCCAUGUCUUCAUUGUUUCCACUUCCACUGCCUCUGACUUUCCAAACAAAAGGACAAAGCUCGAAGAUAGAACAUCAGAUUUUUUAAAUUUGCUCUUGUGUCCCUUUGAUACUGAAAUUGAUUGUACUAAUGUUGAGCAGUUCCUUUCGGCAAAACUACCACUUAAAUUGCCAUGUUUUCCUGGUUUAGUUAUGGGCUAUACUGACGUAAUUGAAGACACAUUUUCAAGCUCUAUUUAUUCUUCUAGAUUAAGUUUGAUUGUUGGUGAAGUUAUGAGCGCAUCAUUUAAACAAAUUUCUGGUGGGGAGGCAAGAACUUUGGGAAAUAUUGAUGUUCAUAUUAGGAAAAUUAUUGAACUUGCCCAAGAAUAUGAAGAGAAUUGUAGUGAUUUAGAUUUGGAUCGUAACAAGACAAUUAAAUCUACAACCACUACCACAGAGCAUCCGAGAAGUCGACCAGAUAUGACAAUCUAUUAUAAGAACGUGCUUUUUAUGAUGGGUGAGGAGAAAGACCUUGAUGGUAGAUUGGAAGCUGCAGAAAAACAAUUAGAUGGAUAUUUUGACUUUUGGAAUCCACUUGCCUUUGGUAAACUGCCAUUUGUUAUGGCUUUUGUAGCAGCCGGUAUAAAAUUGCAAUUUUACUAUUAUUAUUCGAACAACAACAAUGUACCAGUACGUGUGAGAAUUGGUAACACUAUAAACCUUGGAACUACAAAUCGAAUGAAUAACUUUAAGGCACUUCAACAUACAAUCAAUGCUAUUCGGAUUAUUCGGACUUGGGAUCUCAAGCAGUAUAUACGACGUCCGGAGAUAAAGUUAUAUGAAGUGAUCCAACGAAGAAAUGGAACCACCGUCACAAUAAACCCCAAAAAAGUAAUUAAAAAAUUACAUAUAGAGAAACGAGAGCCCGCCUAUAAAACGUUCCUUAAGUUUUUUUACGAAAAUAUUUUUCCAAAAUUAGAUAAUUAUAAGUUACUUGAAUCAAAAUAUCAUGCAAGAUGGAUAUAUUUAGAAUUUGCACCACUGCGAUAUGCUAUAUGGAGUGUAUUUAAAAGUGUAAUGAUCCUUCACGCAAAUGAGAUUGUUCAUCGGGACAUUCGUUGGGAAAACGUCAUGAGACUUACAGAUAAUAGUUGGGUUUUAAUUGACUUCGAAGAAGCUGCUCCAAUCGGAAGAGGUAACCGAAGUACACCUAUAUUAAAUAUUGCGGCUCCGGAAUAUAGAGGUAUGGAAUCCGAUCCAUGCCGAGCAGCAGGUGAUAUCUGGAUGAUUGGAAACCUUUUGAACGAUUUAAGAAUUCUUCAAAUUCAGCUUUCUGCAAGAGCUAGAAAUUUUCGGGAUAGAUUGACACAACAAAAUCAUGAUGAAAGACCAUCUGCAGCAGAUGCUAUUGAUGACGACUGGUUUAGCGAUAUGUAAAGACAGUAUUUCUCCAUGCUAUAUUUGGUAAGCA